Papilio polytes (common Mormon) is the source of this 3515-nucleotide messenger RNA. RefSeq lists its product as uncharacterized. NCBI's taxonomy places the organism in Eukaryota, Metazoa, Arthropoda, Insecta, Lepidoptera, Papilionidae. The coding region runs from base 378 to 1364 and encodes 328 amino acids. The transcript has 4 exons. The record is from RefSeq and is a predicted model, not a curated record.
UAAAAACAUAAAGGACGCGAAAUUUUAUUUUUGUGUUUUAUACAUUGUGAAUAUUGAUUUGAUGAUAUUUUCUCUUCACCUAUCAAUGUAUUAAGCAAACAUCAAUACCGUUAACGCUAACAUAAGAUGAAUUCAUCAAUAUCUACCGAUUUACCACGGCAGCACUUGGCAUUGUUAGCUGCGAAUUGUUUGAAAGACAUUGCAGAAAAUACAAAAAACUUAAGUGCACAUCAAAAGGAGUUAUUGGAACUAAACCUAUCAAUAACAACGUAUAUUGAAGAAAGUAAGAUUCGUUUGAAAGCUCUUCGUUUAGAAUUGGCCAACCAAGCUAAUAGUUCUAUAAAAGUCGCGGAGAUACUGUCGAGGAGAGACUAAAUAUGUCGCAGUCACAGACAACUCCACAAAAUCAAAGUAAAACCAGGCGAUUAUCCACAAAAAUAAUAAAAGAGGAUAACAAUAACACAAACUCUAAACAUUCUAAAAGACAAAAUGCAAGAACAUUUGUAGCAUGGUACAAACAAAUGAUAGAUGACGAUCGGCAGAACCUAGUGUUGUAUUUAUCUGAUGAUGCAACAUUGGAAUGGUUUGGUCGGACAAUAAAAAGUAGAAAAAAAGUUACCGCAUUCCUUCGAUAUGAUAUGCAAUGCUCGAGACAUGAUUUCCGAAGUGUUGAUUGUAUAGAUCAUAUACCACGGAGACAUGAACCAAUAUUGAGAAGGAAUGAAACAGUUUUAGCAACUCCAUUAGAAAACUCCCCAGAAAUUUGUAAGUCGGGACCAGAGAGAGGUAAAAAGCGCUUAUUACCCUCCAACUCUAAUAGUCCGGAAUGGGCUGAAAACUGUGGACCAGACAGUGAUGUUAAACCCACUGAAAGGAAACGACAAAAGAAAAAUAUACAAUUAAAUAACGAAGGUCAAUUAAAUGUUAAAUUAAGUACAGAAAAGGAUUCGCAAGAAUGUUUAAGUAAUAAGGGUGAUUUUGCAUUUAUUAAGCGAGUGGUGAAACGGAAAUGUUGUAUGGUAACACCUCCAAAUUUAGAAGUAGGGCAAGGUGAUUGCCUUCCUUCUACAAGUGGUACAGAUUCAGAUAGAUCACAUGAUACAUUGAAUGCCCAAUUGCCGAGGCUAGCGGUAGAAUGUGAUGGUUAUAUAGAGUUUAAUAGGACAAGAAAUCAUAGCAUUGAUUCUGUAAAAUGGGAACGAAAAUGUAAAGUUCAAAUAUCAUAUUCCGAAGAUCCUUUAAAUGUAGGUGAGUAUAUAAUUUGGAAUAUUCGGUAUAAUGAUGAAACUAAAUGCAGACGUAAUCUCUUGUCUGCGUUUGAGGAAAUUGCUAAGGAGGAAGAAUUAAAAAAGAUAGAUUUAUGAAUUAUGGUUAAAUGUUUAGUAAAUGUUCUAUUUUAUUGAGGAUUUAAUUAUCCCUAUUUUUGUAACUUCUAGAAAUGGACAGUAAUUUACACAGCAAAGAUAUGUAAAGGCCAAUGUAAUACUUCAAAGUUUCCAUAUUUUUUCUGAUAUAAACUGUACUACAUUCUAUGUUUUUCGAUCAGACAACUGAUCAAUUGGGCAAAUGAAAAUUCUUUACCUAUAUGGUCAGUUGUAGCCAUAGAUUUAAUAAUUCUAACAACCCAACUAUUCUAGAUGAUUUUCAUAUACACAUUGCCUCAUGUUUAGUUAAUUAUACAAAUGUUAAAAUAUUUCAGUACUUAUCAUGAAAUAUAUGUAAUUUGAUUUAAAUAUUUUUAUAGGACAAUUUAAAACAUGUUUUACACGAAGCAUUUACGAUAUAUUGAUAACAAUAGAUAAAGGACCCAGUGGACCAAAUAAUAUAAGUUAAAAUUAUUGCGUCCAAAGUUAAAAUAAAUCCAGUGAAAAUUACUUGUCUAUGGAUUUAUAUGACAGUACUAUCCAUAGACAUUGUCUGUGGUACCAAUGUUUAUUAAUUUGAUAAAGGUUGUUUCCAUUUUCCAGAAAAUUAAGUGUUACUAUGUGAUACCUACUUUAAUAAGUAUAAAAUUAGAUUGUAUUUUUGAUAUAUUUGUAGAUUUUAUUGUUAUGACGAAAUACCUUUUAGGUCUUAUGAAAUUUAUAGUUAAACUAUAUAUGUUUAUGUAAGUGUUGCCACUGUAAAUGCUUGUUCAAAAUAUAUUGACUUCCUGCAUUUUUUGAAAGAAAAAAAAAAACAAUGUCAGUUUAAAUGCAUGUUGAUAGGUUUAUGAACAAAUUAAGUUGAACAUUUUACAGUAAGGGACAUUGUCAUGGUCAUAGCUAAAAAUUUAUACAAUUCUUGUAAUUUUUAGGCAAUGAAAUAACAUUUAUGAAAUGGAACAUUUCUGAUACUAUUGUUUAAAAUAAGUUUAUUUAAAAAUAAUAUGCGUGGGUCAGCAAUUACUAGUUUAUUUAACUGCCAAAUACUGAAACUGAAUUCUUUGUGACGUUGUCUUGAUAAGGCCACACUUAAACUCCAAAUUCUGCUAAAACUUUGAUGUAUGUCAAAUCGUAAGUGAGAAAGUGAAGUGCUUAAGAUUAGUUUCAGUAUUUGGCAGUAUGAUCAAGUUGUGGUUAACAAUAUUAAUUUAUACAAACUAUUUACAACUACAUAAAGGUAUGAUGUCCCAUUUUAUUAUUUUGUUUAACUAUUUUUGUAUUUAUAUUUAUACAUUCCCAUAUUAAUAGUGUUUAAAAUGUUAUUUCUCAUGUCCUUUUAUUUACAUUGUCACAAAAAACAAACACAUCUUAAAGUAUCGAAAAUGUAACAUAUCAAUCUCAGGAAAAAUACCAAACCACCGAUGCAUGAUUUCUUUACUUUUAUCCUAAGCUAAUUUUAGAUGUGUAUUGUAGAUUGGAAUAGUAUAAUGUAUAGAUCACCUUUUAACACUUUCAAUGCCACAUAUUCGCGGACAUUAGUUACGUAAAUAUUUUAGUGGCAUUGAGAGUGUUAGGUUGUAUUUUUAUAUUCCGACACUCGGUAACUUAUUAGCUGGUCUACUAUCGAGCAUUGUGACGUUGAACAUAUUUAAAUAUUCACUUUUCUGCUAACAUUUCAAGUUACUUUUACAACAAAGGUGAUUUUGAUUUUUUUAAUGUCUCAAGGUUUGUUUACACAUUGAUUGUGUAAUAAUUUUUAUUUAGAAACUGUAAGACUUUGAUUUCUCGAUUACUGAAAUGUAAUUAAAUUUGUUUAAGAUUAUAAGCCACUAUUCGCACUGGCGCUUUUAUAACGCGCGAUAAAAAAAAAUUGAAAUAGAAUAAAGCACUGCCUUCUGAAAAUUACCAUGAAUUUGCGUAUGGCAGCGCUUUUAAAACGCGAUGCUUUUUUAUAGCAACGCUACAUUUUAGCGCUAGUAUUUCAGAAGUUUCGUAUAAGUGCGAUAAAAAUGCGCAAGUGCGAAUGAGCUUAAGUUAAGUAUUUUAAGUUUAUUAUGUUAUGGAUAUUACUUAUGAAGUAAUGGAGUUGAAGUGGUUUUUUGUUCGAAUAUGCUAGAGAUGAUUAAGCUGAAUAAAUAUUUUUAGACAUUA